GUUUGUGGCAUGCGCUGAAUAUGCGUGAAAUACUGAAAAGGACGAUUACAACAGACCACAAAAGGUACAAUCCAUGGCAACAUGCAAAGUAGGGUGAGAAAAAAGAGAUAUGGGGUUGAUCGAGAUUGUUCUCGCUACAAUGUGUCUUAACGCAACAUGUGAUAUUGAGCCAGAUAUCGAACAGGUCAUAGCUACUGCUCGCAUUAGUCGAUUGGCUCAGUUAGCAGAAGAGCUAAAAGUGGAAACCCUUACUAUAACUACUCUGAAGAAUGGAGAACUAAGCGGUUAUAAAAAAGAGAAUGCUACUCUUAUAGGAACAGGAUUGGCUUUCGAGAUCGUGCAUAUAUUUCAACAGAAAUUCGGCUUCACUUACGAGAUAGUAUUGCCGGAAGACAACGUUUUCCUAGAAGGAACAAUUAAUAAGGGGGCCAAGAAUCUAUUAGAAGAUAAGAAAGUGGACGUAGCUGUAGCCUUCCUACCGAUAGUGAACUCCUUCAGACAUGACGUCACCUACUCGAGGAGCUUCGACGUGGCCGAGUGGUCAGUGCUGAUGAACCGGCCUAGAGACUCGGCCACCGGCUCAGGCCUUCUGGCCCCCUUCACCACCGAGGUGUGGAUCAUCAUAAUCUUCUCGGUGCUGGUGAUCGGACCUAUUAUGCACCUGAUCAUCCUGGCGAGGGCUAGACUAUGCAAAUCGGACGAGGAGAGUGUCGUCUAUCCGCUGCCCGAUUGUAUGUGGUUUUUGUACGGAGCGCUUCUGAAGCAGGGGUCCGUUUUGAACCCAGUAACAGACUCAUCACGAAUAUUAUUCUCGACAUGGUGGCUGUUCAUUCUCAUCAUCACCGCCUUCUACACAGCAAACUUGACGGCUUUCCUCACUUUAUCCAAAUUCACCUUACCAAUCAAGAGUCCUUCAGAUAUAAGCGCAAAAGGCUACAAGUGGGUAUCCAAUAAGGGCAACGGCAUCAGGGACUUCAUGUACUCUGAGAACCACGACACCAUGUCCAUAGAGAACAAGCUGGUGGAUCAAAUCGGGAGAGGUAGACUGUACACCGAUCUCGAAGACAUGGCAAUCCUGGACGAGUACGUGGCCAGUGGUCAGAUGAUGUUCAUUAGGGAAAAGUCGGUCAUCAGGCACGUCAUGUAUGGGGAUUACAAGGAGAAAACCAGAAAAGGAACCAAGGAGAGCGACAGGUGCACUUACGUGGUAGCGAAAUUUCCAAUUGUGGAAUUGCCUAGAGCUUUCGCUUAUAAGCAUGACUUCAAGUACAAGGAGCUUUUCGAUAACUCUAUACAACAUUUAGUGGAAUCUGGUAUCAUUCAAUUCAAGCUCAGGGAGAAUCUACCGGAUGCAGAAAUCUGCCCUUUGGACCUCGGAAGUACAGAACGAAAACUCCGCAACUCCGACCUGUCUCUGACAUAUUUCAUAGUCGCGGGAGGCCUUGCAUUCGCAAUUUGUGUCUUCUUCAUCGAGAUAUUGUGGAGAUCCGCAUCCCAGCGAUACAAAAAGGCCAGAAGAGCUAAGAAACAAAAUGUGGCAGUGCAAUCUUGGAUGGAGAAAAACGACAAUUUGAUGAAGAAAACACAGAGUUCAGAGUUUCCUACUGUCACUCCACCUCCAUCUUACCAGGCGUUAUUCAGACCACCUUUCUUCUUCAGUGACUCAGAUAGCCAGAAGAAGAAUAUUAAUGGGCGCGAUUAUUGGGUUAUUCAUAAGAACAAUGGCUUCAGAGAACUUAUUCCGCUGCGCACACCAUCUGCAUUGCUUUUUCAGUAUUCACACUAGUGCACUUUGUUCGAUUUUAUGCAUUAAAUGGUUCAUGAUUC
Messenger RNA from Phaedon cochleariae (mustard beetle), 1827 nucleotides. NCBI's taxonomy places the organism in Eukaryota, Metazoa, Arthropoda, Insecta, Coleoptera, Chrysomelidae. The record is from the annotation of a GenBank genome assembly.